AUGGAUAACGCCGCCAGCUGGCUGCAACAGCAACUUGAAGGCAUCCACGAACAGAAAAGCCCCUUCCUUGUCUUGUUGGUUAUUACUGUUGCCUUGUUGUCAUCGGUGUGGAGAUCAUUUGGCCCUUUUGCUAGCAAGAAGGCCGGUGCGGUCAAGACUCGAACGGACGCCGACGAGAACAAGCACCAGCAGUCUGGCCCUUGGGGUAUGGGGGUGAUAGAACCGCUCACCGACUUGGACUUGAUGAACACCAAGCCCGAACGAAUCUACAAGUUUAACGACACGUAUCACCUAACCAUGGGCUUGAGGAACACUACGAUCAACACCAUUAUCCGCAUGGACCAACAAUAUCUCGAACGCAUGGCCGAGCGGGAAAAGAUCAUCACCAAAUAUCCCGGAGCGCUGGACUGUCUCCCUUCGGCCCAGGCCAUGGUGGACGAACUGUACACCUACUUGGUGACGGAAUACUUGCCCGCCCGAUUCCCGACCAUGUUCCGGAUAUCGCGGUCGACGCACACGUUGCACAAUCUGGUCAAGGACGAGCAUCUCCCCCUGGACGCCCCUUCCGACGUGCAAGAAACGCUGCGACUGAUUACGCUCAACGUCGACGAGGAUUUCUUGAUGCUGCUCCCGGCCCCUGACGGAGACGGCUACUCUCUCCAGGCUUUCACGUGGUGCUACCCGGUUGGGUUCGACCCGCAAGACAAGAAAGGCCUGAAGCUCCGCGAGGCGCAUGCGCCGGUGCCGUCCUACAAGCAGGUUCUGGAGAAUUCGAUGGAUCGGUACUUUGCGCGCCUGCAGCCCGGGAAAGUGGUGGAUCGAGUCAACUGGGCGGUGGCCACCAACUCCGGCCUCUGCGAGAGAGGUGAGUACCAUCUGUACUCGGAUGAUCAGGUGACGACGACGAAGGAGAUUGACCUGGACGACACGUGGGUGCGGUGUGAACUGCAGACGCUAUUUGCCCUGCCCAAGAGCCAAGGCCGGAUCCUGAGCGUGCAUCUCUAUCUCUACCCGAUCCGGGAGAUCAAGGAGGUUGGAUUGGCCGAGGAAAUGUGUCGAGCGAUCGACGGCUAUGGCUCAGGCAAUGCGGCGGGGUUUAGUCGGUACAAGCGCGUGCCUGUGUGGGGGGAGACGGUCAAGGAGUUUCUACGGAGUUGA
This is a messenger RNA of Capronia epimyces CBS 606.96, 1158 nucleotides long. RefSeq lists its product as uncharacterized. The transcript is spliced from 3 exons. The record is from RefSeq and is a predicted model, not a curated record. Bases 1 to 1158 code for a protein of 385 amino acids. NCBI's taxonomy places the organism in Eukaryota, Fungi, Ascomycota, Eurotiomycetes, Chaetothyriales, Herpotrichiellaceae.